This is a messenger RNA of Aspergillus ochraceoroseus IBT 24754, 1173 nucleotides long. Its product is annotated as putative pectin methylesterase. NCBI's taxonomy places the organism in Eukaryota, Fungi, Ascomycota, Eurotiomycetes, Eurotiales, Aspergillaceae. The record is from RefSeq and is a predicted model, not a curated record. Gene Ontology annotation, biological process: cell wall modification. The coding region runs from base 1 to 1173 and encodes 390 amino acids. The transcript has 2 exons. Gene Ontology annotation, molecular function: pectinesterase activity.
AUGACUAGACUAUUCUACUGGCUUUUCCCGCUUUUUCUCAAUGCAUGGCUGGCAUGUGCAGCUGGUAUACCGCCAAAGUCACACCGCCAAUGCCAGGGAUCUCUGACAGCUUGCCCCGAAGGGACGAUCAUUGUGUCGAAGUCCAACCCCAAGGCGCACUUCUCUACCGUCCAGGCAGCCAUUGAGUCUCUGCCAAAUGAUGACAGUACGCAAACAAUUUUGGUUCUGGCAGGCGAAUACAAGGAGCAGCUCAACGUCACCCGCUGUGGCCCGAUCACCUUGCUUGGCCAGACAGACCAUCUUACCGAUGCCUCCAAGAACCAGGUGACCAUUACAUGGGCACAAGCCAACCAUGAUGGCACCGGCAAAAGCGUUGACAAUGUGUUUUCAAGUGUCCUGGUUGUUGCACCUACAUUGGAUGCUAGCUACACUGGUUCUGGCACUACGGGGUAUCCUGUGCCAGAGGAUACGCCAUUUGGCAACGUUGAUUUCAAAGUAUACAACAUCGACUUCACAAACACCUGGGCUGAUUUCUCUGAUGGCCCAGCGCAUGCGCUGAGUUUUAGCCGUGCCAACGGUGGUUUCUACUAUUGCGGGUUCUAUUCCUAUCAGGAUACGGUCUACGUGGGUAAACUCGGAAAUGCAUACUUCUACAAAAGUAUCAUUGCCGGCCAAACCGACUUCCUGUACGGAUUUGGCACCGCCUGGAUCCAGUCCUCCGAAAUCCUCCUCCGCGGCUGUGGUGGCGGUAUUACUGCCUGGAAGGGCACCGAGACCACCUUCGAAAACAAAUACGGCGUCUACGUGGUCGGCUCGUCCGUCAUGGCUGCCAACACCUCGAUUGCUCCUCAGAUUGUUGGCCAAUGCGCCCUCGGCCGCCCAUGGAACAGCUUGCACCGCUCCAUCUUCGCCCUCACCUCCGAGGACGCCAGCAUUGAUCCCAUCGGUUACAUUGACUGGGUUGUGGGCGGUGUUAGCCGCCUUACCAACGAAACGUUUAUGGCGGAGUACAGAGCUUUCGGGCCUGGGUUUAAUGCCACCGGCCGUGCUUCAUCGAACACUACGAUGGAGCUGAAUCGCAAGGAAUACAACCCGUAUGAUUCCCCCGCCAAAGUCUUCCUUACUCCAGAUGGGGAACCGGGCAACGUUGGCUGGAUUGAUUGGCACGCAUAG